AUGGGACACCCCGGACCACGCUCUGGCUUCUCACCCCCGGCGGCCGGUGUCCGCAGCAUCCAGGCCCCUCACAGGCCGCCCUGCUCCCGGAGCGCCCCUGAACCCAGGAACCUGGGCGCCGUGCGGAGGGGAGAGGUGUCUGCUUUGUCUCAGGGGAGCCCAGGAGACAGCAGCAGGAUGGGCGGGCGGCCCUCAAGCCCCCUGGACAAGCGGCAGCAGCAGCACAUGAGGGGCCGGGUGGACGCCCUGCUGAGGAACUUCCUGCCCUGCUACCGCGGGCAGCUGGCCGCCUCCGUCCUGCAGCAGGUCUCCCGCGAGCUCGGCCCCCAGGAGUCAGCCGGAUGCCAGCUGCUGCGCAGCAAAAAGCUGCCUCGAGUCCGAGAGCACCGAGGGCCCCUGACCCAGCUGUGGGGCCACCCACCCCAGUGGCAGCCGAUCUUCUGUGUCCUGCGUGGGGACGGCCGCCUGGAGUGGUUCAGCCACAGGGAGGAAUAUGAAAAUGGGGGCCAUCCCCUGGGCUCCACGGCCCUGACGGGGUACACAGUCCUGACUUCUCAGCGUGAAUAUCUCCGCCUGUUGGAUGCUCUCUGCCCAGACUCCUCAGAAGACCACAUACAGGGAGAGCCUGCCCCCCUCCUGGAAAUGCCCGUUAGCUGCCCCCUGUUCCUGCAGCACCCUUUCCGCCGGCACCUCUGUUUCUCUGCAGCCACCGGGGAGGCACAGCGUGCCUGGAGGCUAGCCCUGCAGGGUGGCAUCCGGCUUCGCGGAACAGUCCUGCAGCGAAGCCAGGCCCCAGCCGCCCGAGCCUUCCUGGAGGCCGUUCGGCUCUAUCGGCAGCACCAAGGCCACUUUGGCGAUGACGACGUGACCCUGGGCUCGGACGCCGAGGUGCUGACCGCGGUGCUGAUGCGGGAGCUGCUGCCUGCGCUGCGAGCCCAGACCCUGUCCGUCCUGCGGGGGGCCGGCCGAACCCGGGCCUGGGCCUGGACCGAGCUCCUGGACGCUGUCCACGCCGCUGUCCUGGCCGGGGCCUCCGCGGGCCUCCGCGCCUUCCAGCCAGAAAAGGACGAGCUGCUUGCGGCCCUGGAGAGGACGAUCCGCCCCGACGUGGACCAGAUGCUGCGGCUGCGGGAGGGCGUGGCGGGGAGGCUGCGGGCCUCGGUCCAGGGCCCCCUGGAGUCGUGCCUGCGCGGGAAGGUGGCCACGCAGCUGCCCCGGGUCACGCAGACGCUGGUGAGCACCGUGGAGGCCACACUGGCGGCAGUGCAGACCCUCCUAGCCCAGGGCAUGGACCGCCUCUCUCGCCACCUGCGUGGGUGCCCCUCGGGCCUGCGGCUGCGUGAGGAGGUUUACGCAUUUGGGGAGAUGCCGUGGGACCCAGAGCUGAUGCAGAUCUGCUACCGCGAGGCUGAACGGAGCCGGGGGCGCCUGAGGCGACUAGUGGUGCCAUUUGGCUUCUGCGGGACUCGAAACCUGGUGUUUGGGGCCCAGGAUCUCGCACAGCAGCUCAUGGCCGACGCUGUGGCCACCUUCCUGCAGCUGGCUGACCAGUGUCUGACCACGGCCUUGGACUGCGGCCAGGCUGCGCAGCAGCUGGAGAAAGUCAGGGGCCGCGUGCUGAAGAAGUUCCGGUCGGACGGCGGCUCGGCGCGGAGGAGGCGCGUGCGCGGGUGGCUGCUGCGCAUCUUCCUGCCCUUCGUGCUGAGCCAGCUGGAGCAGAGCUGCAGAGCGGAGCUGCCUGCACUGGAAGCGGACGUCCUGGCCGCGGGCAGCCCGGCCCUGACCAUCGAGGGCGUCUAUGAGGACGUCGUCCGGGGGCUCCUGCUGCAGAGGAUCGACUGGGAAUUGAAGAAGGCCCUUGAUGCCGGUGACGUGUGCUGUGCUCUGGAUCGCUGCUUGGUGGCUCCGUGGGACCAGGUGGGAGCGGAUGAGGAAACUGAGGCCCAGAGAGGGACUUGCUCCAGGCGACCAGGCCCCGGUGCUGAGGUCCAGCCACUCUGCCCCCCGCCUACUCCAAGGACAUUCCCGAGCUGAAUCCUCGCCCACAUUCAUCCUUGUUCCCAAUGGAGGCACAUCUAC
This is a messenger RNA of Ceratotherium simum simum (southern white rhinoceros), 2079 nucleotides long. NCBI's taxonomy places the organism in Eukaryota, Metazoa, Chordata, Mammalia, Perissodactyla, Rhinocerotidae. The record is from RefSeq and is a predicted model, not a curated record.